GUCUGUCCUUUUGUUUUGUUGCUCGCUGGCGCUGACUGAGUUCUUUUUUAUAAACAGUUAAAAUACGCAUAGAACCAGCAAAGAAUCGCUCUAAUUAUUAUUUGUGUAAAUGCAGUUUUUAUUGGGAAUUUUCGUAUGUAGCGUAGCAGGAAAUUAGCAGGAGCCACUUCAUACAAAAGGCACUCGAACGGAAUUCCAAGGAUACUCGACUCGACACAGGACUACAGCAACAAAAACACAGCCGAACCAUGUCGGUGGCAGGUCUGCGACAGUGCCUGCUCCUAUGGAGCGUGGACUACUGGAACUUGGAAGUCAUGGCUGACAAUGUGUUCAAGUCGCAAGAUAUCGGGCUGCGCGCUCAAAAGAAAAUCCUCUCACGCAUGGCAACGAAAAACAUUGCCAAGACGUUCAUCGAUGGGACAACGGCCUCGCUGCUGGAUAACCUCUACAGGCUGUGCAAGCUGCAUACCGGCAACAAGGCCAAGGCGGAGAAGCUGAUCAAGAAUAUCAUCAAAAUAGUCAUCAAGAUUGGAGUGCUGCACCGGAACAACCAGUUCAGCGACGAGGAGCUGCGAAGGGCCGACAACUUUAAGCGCAAGUUCCAGAACACACAACUGUCCAUCAUAUCAUUCUACGAGGUUGACUACACUUUCGACCUGGCCUAUCUGCAAAAGUCGAUAGCGGAAUCGCAGGUGGCACUCAAGUCGAUUGUGCAGCCCCAUCUGACGGACAAGUCGCUGGGUCGCAUCGAUGAGGUGUUUGAUUUCUUUGGCGAUGCUACGCUUUUGGAGACGGCCUUCAAGCCGGACUCGCCCUACCGCGAGAUUAUGGGCAAGAUUGUGGCGGACAUCAAUUCCGCCAUGGAGACGGGCGACAUCUGAGCGAGGGGGCCACAGUCGGAGCUCUCAUUGCGUGCAUUGAAAGGCUACCUACCUAUCGAAAGAAACCAAAAACCAUUAAAACAGCAUGAGACACUAAUAGCUAGCUGGAACAUGGAAAUGCUUCGCUUGCAAGCUCACCCACCAACACCAAACACACAAAACUAGGUAUAGGACAGCGUUAGCGAUGCGACGAAAAGACAAAGACAUAUGUAUGUUUAGGCCAGAGUUUAGUUUAGUUUGGAUAGUGAUAUCAUUGACAACAACAAAUAUCAAAAGUGAACAAAACGUCCGUAUUGAUUUAUUUAAUGAAAAUGUUAACAUUUGUGUACUCAAACUCUAUCGUAACGUAACGUUUAAGAACUAACUACCAAUACGCAUUUUGCCAAAGGAAUUAACCAAACGGAAAUUGUAAACUCUAGCAAAAUGCUUGUAUCUGUAUCUGUGCGUGUGUGCAUCUGUGUAUCUUUAAGUGUAUGU
Messenger RNA from Drosophila obscura, 1358 nucleotides. It is a transcript of the gene sigmar, whose product is annotated as tumor necrosis factor alpha-induced protein 8-like protein. Gene Ontology annotation, biological process: regulation of apoptotic process. The record is from RefSeq and is a predicted model, not a curated record. The coding region runs from base 249 to 881 and encodes 210 amino acids. NCBI's taxonomy places the organism in Eukaryota, Metazoa, Arthropoda, Insecta, Diptera, Drosophilidae. The transcript has 4 exons. Gene Ontology annotation, cellular component: cytoplasm.